AUGGGUUCUAUCUCGUGUGUCCUCCCUAUCCUCUUCCUAGUGGUUUCUCUCUCUAUCAGUUCUACGGACGGAUGGGGCAAGUUGGGCCACUUCAUGGUCUGCAAGAUCACAGAGGUGCCCACUUUCAUUCCCCCUCCUCUCCAUCUCUUCGGAUCCCUUUUCUCCUCGUCUCAUCGCUAAAACGCGAGAUUUUCUCCGCUGGGAUUUCUACAGAAGUACCUGUCGGAGAACGCGACGAGGGCGGUGGUGGAUCUCCUCCCGCCGGUCGCCGGCGGCGAGCUGGCGGCGGUGUGCUCGUGGGCCGACGAGGUGCGGUUCCGCUACCGCUGGUCCAGUCCACUCCACUACGCUAACACACCGGGGGUGUGCGACUUCACGGUCAAAAGUAAUGCUCCCCUCCCUUACCGCCCCGGAGAUCAAACCAUCCGUUCGAUCGAUUAACUUGCUCCCCAAGCGUUCCUCAAAGUCCGAUAUGCGAGGCGAAUUCCUAAUUGGAUUUCAGAGGCUUCUUCCUAACCGGGUUGAGAACGGCAGUCGCUGGUAUAGCCAUUGCUACUGACCUUACCAGUACUGCGAUUUGGAUUCAGUCAACAAUAGAUCUAGGAUGCUGACAGGGCCUUUGAGGAUCGGACGGUAGUAAUUUUUCAACGUGAGUGAUGGGUCUGGUCAACGGGGACGGGGAUAAGCAUACCGGUGCCAUGAGGGAACAGGGCCCCGGCCUUAUCUGAGCGGGCCUAAGAUGAAUCAGGGCUGCGAGAGUAGCCUCGUCAACGGGUUCAAGGAUGUCGUUGAUGAAUUGAGUCCUUACCCAGCUAUAACUUCGCGGUGAAGUUCGUGGGCGUCCACACGAAGGAGCUGUAAAUUAAGAGUGUUAGAGGUUCCAUAUAGAAUCUUUGUUGACCAGAAGAAUAUCCAUUUAGGUUUUCACAAUUAAUCGAUAGAUUUUGUGGUUGACCCCAUUUGUUGUGGAAGACUAGGGACGGAACUAUUGGGCUGCCUUUGGCCACAUCGUUCAGCACUCAGGGCGUGAAAGGAUGUUCUUCACUGGAUGGGUUUAUUUGCGUUUUUCCCAUUUAAUGUUAUUUAUUGCAAGAUGCUUAAAUUACAACGACUACCGUUCUAAUUUCCAAGAUUUUAAUCCUCCACACAUAACACAUAGUAAUCGUUUUCGUUAUAUAGUUGCUUACUGUCGUUAAAUACCAGAUUUUUGUUUCAUAUUUGUGACAUUUUUUGGAAUAUAUAAAAACUUUUUAUACUGAUGAAAACCUCCCCGCCCCCCGCCCAAAAAAAAGAAAAAAAAGAAAAAAAAGAAAAAAAAGAGGAGAAAAACAACCCAAAACACUUCCAGUCCUAUUUGUGCAGCUCAGAACCCAAACCUUAUCCACGCCCAUUCCCCUUCUGUCGGCCAUCUCCCGCACCUAUCCGGUAACCCGCGUCGCCACGCUUUCCACUUCCUCAGGCCGUCUACAGUCUCUUUCGUGCAGGGGGUGGAUGUAAAGUUCAAAGAUUAUUAGGAGUGGAGAGUCGUUGAGAAUUCCCGUGUAGGUUGAAACCACAUCGAGCUUUCAUUUCCCCUGCUGCCCAUCAAUUACGACUCCCUCAACUACAUUUGGGCCGUCGAAGAUCCCUGGUAGAGUACUGCAUGGCCCUGUAAAAUGCUUUGUUAUGUUUCUUGAAGGGGACUGCCACAAUGCGAAGAGGACGCAGAAUAUGUGUGUGGUGGGAGCCAUCAACAACUACACGGCACAGCUCCGCACCUACGGAAAGUCUUCCAGUGGAUGUAAGACAAGUCUCAGACUGAUCAUCCAUAGAGAAGCAAAUAUGAGUCGGUAUACACGCUGAUUAGUUCCAUCACAUGCUGGUUUGCAUAACCAGAUAACCUGACAGAGAGCCUGAUGUUCCUCGCUCACUUCAUGGGGGACAUCCACCAGCCUCUGCAUGUCGGGUUCCUCGACGACGAAGGUGGGAACACCAUUCUCGUCCGGUGGUACAGGAGGAAGACCAACCUUCACCAUGUGAGCACUGUCCUCUGUUGGAAGUCUAUUUCGUCUCUAUCCGAGGGGGAGAGAGAGAGACUAACACCAUGUGUUUUGUCGCUGUUUCAGGUGUGGGACGUGAGCAUGAUUGAGACGGCUAUGAAGGACUUCUACAACAAAGACGAGAACAUCAUGAUAGAAAGUAUCGAGAGGAACAUCACCGUAAGUAAGAAAGAAUUAGUCGAUGUGCCAGUGAACUCGUCGAUCAAGGCCGCAACGUUAGAGUAGUAGAGUUAAAUGAGUUGCAUCUAUGAUACUGUUUCUUCCAUUAAAGUUUCUUCCAUCCUUCUGAGUUGCAUGCGAAAAUUUCUCAUCCAUGUGAACAUAUUUCAUAAGUCGACCAACAUUAGAAAUACAGUAACUAAAAUAGUUUCAAGUAAAAAGGCUCUAACUAACUGUACAGACUACAACAACUUAGUGUAUUAAUCUGAAAUAGACUGCUAGAUUUAUUUACGACCAACUUAUCUGUCACAUUUCUAUAUAUUUAGUUAAUACUCGAAGGUCAUCAUCAGACAUCUUUACCUCAUCGUAAAAUUAAUUGCUCUUAUUACAUUUAAUAAUUUGAUUUCCUAUGGUUUUCUUAUCGUCAUAGAUGAGUAUUAUCCAUUUUGAGCAAGUCUUACAUCAGAUCCUAUUCUUCCUUUUCAGGGUAACUGGGCGGAUGAUAUUGUUGAUUGGGAGACGUGUAAUAGAAAGACUGUGACUUGUGCACCCCAGUACGUGAUAGAAACCUCAAAAAUUCCUGACAUUUACACUACAAUAUAAUGAAGCAGAUACAAACCAACUGUUGCAUAUUUUUCAAUUAAAUAAGAAAUUGUUCUUAAACUGACAGGUACGCGUCUGAGAGCAUUGACCUAUCUUGUAAGUAUGCAUACAAGGAUGUAGAGCAAAACACAACAUUGACAGGUACAUGCUCCAGAAAAAAAUACCGAUUUUUUAGUAUUGAUAUUUCUAUUUAUGUCACUAAGCGAAAAUGCCUGAUCUUAUGCAGAUGACUAUUUCUUCUCCCGAUACCCAAUUAUGGAGAAGAGGAUUGCACAGGCUGGGUUGAGAUUGGCCACAUUGCUCAACAGCAUAUUCGAUCCAAGUUUUAACUCAAUAAAUCCUGGGUUGCAGAUUGCAUGA
This is a messenger RNA of Spirodela intermedia, 3161 nucleotides long. The record is from the annotation of a GenBank genome assembly. Lineage: Eukaryota; Viridiplantae; Streptophyta; Magnoliopsida; Alismatales; Araceae.